Messenger RNA from Drosophila innubila, 1422 nucleotides. It is a transcript of the gene bap, whose product is annotated as homeobox protein bagpipe. The transcript is spliced from 2 exons. Gene Ontology annotation, biological process: regulation of transcription by RNA polymerase II; cell differentiation. Gene Ontology annotation, molecular function: DNA-binding transcription factor activity, RNA polymerase II-specific; RNA polymerase II cis-regulatory region sequence-specific DNA binding. The record is from RefSeq and is a predicted model, not a curated record. The coding region runs from base 1 to 1221 and encodes 406 amino acids. Gene Ontology annotation, cellular component: nucleus. NCBI's taxonomy places the organism in Eukaryota, Metazoa, Arthropoda, Insecta, Diptera, Drosophilidae.
AUGUUAAAUAUGGAAAGUGCGGGUGCGAGUGCGAGUGCGACAAUUGCUGGUCUGAGCAAAUCUCUAACUACGCCGUUCUCCAUCAAUGAUAUCUUGACCAGGACUUCGGGUCGUCGCAUGUCCAGCGUGGAUCUGGACUGUGACACGGAGCUCAGUGCGAAGCAUAUGGAAAGAUCGGGCUCGAAAUCGCCGGCGCUUUGUUGUCGCGAUCUCAGCUUGUACAAGCUGGAGAACAGGGCCAAUCCUGGCCAGCAAUCGAGCUAUUUGCAGUAUUAUGCGGCAGCUGCUGCCUUGGAUAACAACAAUCAGGCGUCCACCUCCUCCAACUCCAACUGCAACUCCGCCUCCAACUCCGCUUCCAGCUUAACCGCUGACUACAUGCAACGCAAAUUGGGCUACUUUGGCGCCGCUUUGUCCGCCGCAGCGGUUCCACUCGACAUGCGACGCUGCAACGCCAGCAAUGACUCCGAUUGCGAUUCCCCACCGCCGCUGAGCAGCUCCCCCUCCUCGUGCACCGCGGGUGUCUACGGACGCAACACCUCGCCGCUCUCCCACGACGACAGCUUGAGUGGAUCCGCUCUGAGUCGCAAGAAGCGCUCCCGUGCCGCCUUUAGCCACGCCCAGGUCUUUGAGCUGGAGCGCCGCUUUGCCCAGCAGCGUUAUCUGUCGGGUCCGGAGCGCAGUGAGAUGGCCAAAACGCUGCGUUUGACGGAGACACAGGUGAAGAUCUGGUUCCAGAACCGUCGCUACAAGACCAAACGAAAGCAGAUCCAGCAACAUGAGGCAGCUCUGCUGAGUGCCACGAAACGUGUGCCUGUCCAGGUGCUGGUCCGGGAAGAUGGCACCACCGCCUAUGCGCACAUGACACCCGGCGGAGCAACUGCAGCCGCUUAUCCACAUGGUCUGGAUCCGGCGCUACUCAACAUCUACCGACAUCAGCUGCAGUUGGCCUAUGGAGGAUUGCCGUUGCCGCAGAUGCACUUUCCCUACUUCUAUCCGCAUCCCAAGGUGCCGCAGCCAAUUCCACCGCCCGCUCAACAGGCUCCACUCUCCGCCAGCUUUGUCACCGGCUCAUCGGCAUCCUCAUCCUCAUCGCCAGCACGCAAUCAACGCAGUCCCUGUCCAAGUCCAACUCCGGCUCAAGUCAUGAGCGUCGAGAGCGGCGCAGAGAGCAAUCAUUCCGCCGUAGAGGAUUGUGACGAGAAUGUGGAAAUCGAUUAGACCUCAGAUUAUUCAAGGGAUUCGGGAGUUUGUGAUAGCAUUAAAGAAAGGUUCUUAGUAUUUAUGUGUUGUCCAUUGAAGGCAGUUGGAAGUUGGGAUCGAUUCCUGGCUUAUAGCUUUAGUAGCUCUAAGUUUUAGUUAAACGAGUAUGUAAACGUAUGUUAAUAUCUCAAUUUAAAUAAAUGAUAUUAUGAAAUUAAA